This is a messenger RNA of Mercenaria mercenaria, 2795 nucleotides long. Its product is annotated as leucine-rich repeat-containing protein 15-like. NCBI's taxonomy places the organism in Eukaryota, Metazoa, Mollusca, Bivalvia, Venerida, Veneridae. The record is from RefSeq and is a predicted model, not a curated record. The transcript has 22 exons. Gene Ontology annotation, molecular function: protein binding. The coding region runs from base 264 to 2444 and encodes 726 amino acids.
CGCUACAUGCGGGCAGUAUACGCGCAAAGUAAAACUAAAUUAUACAUACACCAGUGAAAGAAGAAGUGAACAAACAAAUGUUAUUGGGUUUUCUAAUUAAGAUAUGCAAAUUCAUUUUGGAGUUAUUUGUUAAAUAAAGUAUAUUAUUUCGUCACACGGAUAUACAACACGGAAGGUAUCGGAAAACUGUGAUCUUACCACAAAAGAAAGUACCAGAACCGGGAUAUUAAAGUUGCUAAGUUACAGAACAACUUGAAUUUCUGAUGUCCAGCUCACAGUUUGUGUUGUGGUCAUGGAUACACUUGCUAUUUUGUGUAUCCAUGGUAACGAGUUGGUAUGGUGAAGCUUACUACAACGACAGAUAUGGUGGACAAGGAAUCGCUUAUGAUUCGGUUGACCGGACAUACGGAUUAUGGUCAGACGAGGGAGGUCUACACAGUAACUACCUUUUAAACAAUGGCUAUUGGUCAGGAGAAGAUUGCUCGGGAUGUACGUGCAAUGAUGCUGCCGGAGUUAUCACUUCGUGUACGGGAUCAACUGUUUCGAUACGAGGUAAAUCAAUGGUGAAUAUAACAGCAGGAACGUUCUCAGAGACAACAACAAGCAUAACUAUCAUCAACUGUCCAAAUUUUCAACUUUUCGAGGAUGAAACAUUCGUAAAUCUAACAAGUCUUCAAGAACUUGUCGUUCAGGGUACAGCAUUGAACCACGUGCCGGAUUUAUCCACGACAGCUGUUACAAAAGUAAAUCUGGCUGGUAACGUUAUAUCUCUGAGUACAGACAACCACCGUGGCUGGAGAUGGCCGACAACAAUACAGUACUUGGCGAUGAUGGACAACUUGCUGUACUGGCUACCAGAAAAUUUUGUAGAUGGACCGAACCUCAGAAUUGCGAGUUUUGGUAACAAUCAGCUGUUACAGAUACAUCCCACAAUAUUUGGUGAUACUUCUUCCUUGAUCUACCUUGGAAUGGAUGGUAACAGGAUAAGCAGAUUGUCCAGGAAUAGUAUUGCUGCAUUGGCAACCAGCAACUUUCAACAUUUAAAUAUAAGUAACAACGAAAUAGUAUUCAUCCAGGCUGGAACGUUUGACCAGUUAUCAAACCUAAAAAUUCUGGAAGUUCAUGGAAAUUUACUGCCAACCAUCAGCGUUAAUGUGUUCUCUAACAUGCCAGAGUUAUUGCACUUGGACUUACAUGCUAACGGUAUAUCUGCGUUGCCCAGAAAAAGUUUCGAGAAUCUUCCCAAAUUGAUGGAAUUAAGAUUACACUCCCAGAAAACUCCUAUGACGUCAAUAGCUUAUGAUGCUUGGACCAACAUAGGAGAUGAACUCAUAAACUUGUUUGUGAGCCAGAAUGGUUUGUCGACAUACCCUCAUCAAGUUUUAGAGGAAGGUUCAUAUCCAAAAUUAGAGAGAAUUUUUGCAGACAACAACGCAAUAUCGAAUGUGACGGAAUAUGGAUCUGAAGCGUUUCCCACCUCCCAGAAGUUCUUAUACUCCCAGAAGAGGCUGACAUUUACACCAUUCGCUGCUUAUCCCGCUUUACACACAUUGUAUCUUCAUGCUAAUUUGAUUACACACAUAGAGAGUGAUGACUUCUGCAACAUGACGAAUCUACAAAACUUGUACAUCAAUAGAAACUUACUCACUGAAGAUAACAUAGACGAUGAUGCUUUCCAGUGUUUGCCUGUACUCGACCUUCUACAGAUGGGAAGCAAUCUGAUACAGUAUGUACCAAAUGCAUUGAAGAGCAGCACAGUUCUUCCAGCUCUAACAGAGUUAUAUAUGCAGAACAACCACAUCACGUUCCUGGAAACUGGCACAUUCACCAAUUUAUCAACGUUAUCCACACUAAUAUUGACUGAAAAUAAAAUUGUAGCCAUAGAAAACAACGUAUUCAAUGCAGACAUUGAAUAUUUGAAACUGGACGGCAAUGAAUUCCGCUUCACACACCAAUUUCCAUUCAGCAACUUACAAAAUAUGAAACUUUUGUGGCUUAGUAGUAAUGUCAUAGAUUACAUUCCACCGUCUGCUUUUGCAAACUGCACUUCCCUAAUAGAGAUUCAAAUGGCCUACAACAAUAUAGCCCAGUUACUAAAGUCGCAUUUUGAGAACUGUCCGCUGUCUGGGGAUAUUUUGUUCAAUGACAAUGAUAUUGGAUACAUAGAGGACGGCACCUUUGAUCACGUUACUUCUAUGACAAGAUUUACUGUAGCAAACAACGUAUUGACAAGACUUCCAAAUGGUGGCGACUUUGCAGACCUGUCCAUUAUUGAUGCUGGAGAUACUCUGCAAGGAACAUUGGACUUUUCUAACAACCGACUUGUCUUCCUCGAGACUAACACAUUUGUGAAUCUCGCUGUUGCAGAUUAUCUAUCACUUGCUAAUAACAAAAUUACAAAAUUGCUACGGAAGCAUUUAACGGAUUGUCAGCCACAUACCUGAACUUACAAGGAAACAGCUUACGAGAACUGAACUGGAAAUCUUUCACAUCCGUCUCUCUGUCAGAAAGCAUGUAUAUCAACGACAUGUACUUUAGCACUAUACCUACUAUGGCGCUGUACGAUGUAUCUGCAAAAAAUAUAGACAUCAGUAAUGGAGGCAUUACCACAGUCGAGGACGAAGCAUUCUUCAAUGUUGUUGUCAGUGGAAACCUGGAUCUUGCGGACAAUAACAUAGGAACAGUGACCGGGCCAAUGUUUGGAGGAACCUCGAGUGUUGGACAAUUCUUCUACCUCAACAAUAACAAUAUCAUCGGUUUGAGCAUAGACGCUUUUGAUAAUGUAGUAAUUGAAU